Messenger RNA from Paramuricea clavata, 4205 nucleotides. The record is from the annotation of a GenBank genome assembly. NCBI's taxonomy places the organism in Eukaryota, Metazoa, Cnidaria, Anthozoa, Malacalcyonacea, Plexauridae.
AUGGAACAAUCAAGCACUGUAAAAGAAAUUGUGGAUACGCUCAAAAGUCUUACAAUGAAAGUUCAGUCAAAAGUAGCAAAAGCUGAGAAAGCCCUUGAAGAUGUGAACGCAACCACUGACCUUAUCACAGCAAGUAUAACUGGACUAAAAAACAGUGUACAUAAUACAGCUACUGAAAUGGUACGACAUAUUCGCCUUGCUGAAGAGGAGAUGAUCAAUGAAAUAGACCGGAUUCAAAGCAAAAAGUUCCAUGGUCUGAAAAAGCAGACAAAACAACUGCAAAAUUGUCUCGAGACUUUUGAGUAUGGAAAGAUUUACGCUGAUCAUUCUUUGAAGUAUCUAAGUGAGGUAAGGAUUGAGAUAAGGAUUUUAGGCUACGUUUACACUUAACUACACCAGAUAGCCUUCCGCAGCUGCGCUAAAAAGCACCAGAUCUGAUACGAAAUGUAAAACUUUCAGAAGCUUAGCGAAACACCUAACAUCUCUCCAAUAAUUACCCUGAAGAUCGCGUUUCUAAAAGGUAGGGAUAAGUGUUUUGGACGUCGCUGCCAUGGUGAGAACAUCUCUGGGCUAUCUAGAAGUGAAUGGGAAUGUCAUUAUUAACGGUUGUGUGCGUGAGUUGGACGAUUUGGAAAAUUUGAAACUCGAAAUUUCAGAACCUCCGCCGGAUUUGAAAGGGAUAGGUGUGGAUAUACGAGGUCCAGGCGGUGAACUGCUCAGUCCAGUGAAGAAGGAAAGAGGUAACUACUGUAUAGAAAUCAAGGACACUCAGUUACACGACACAGGAUUCGGCUGCCACGAUAUCGAAUUUAACGAUUACAGGAAUAACUUAACACGAGAGUUGGCAUGCGUCACGCGACCUUGGUUAGCUGGUCUUAAUGAUUUCCCAACACUAUCAUGUAUUCUAACUUUAAAGCCCCGUUUAUACUACGCUCAAUUUUUGGUACGGUACGGAUAAAAUUAGUACCCGUACCACUUUUUUGGUUCUUGGACUACCUAUUUAGGUAGUCCAAGAACCAAAAAAGUGGUACGGUACCAAAAAUCGAGCGUAGUGUAAACGGGGCUUAAUUUUGCUAGGUUUUUGAAACGAAAAAAGUGGUACGGAUAUCAAUUUUAUCCGUGCCGUACCAAAAAUCGAGCGUAGUGUAAACGGGGCUUAAGUUAAAACACUGAAUUGGAACACUCAUCAAACCCUUAUUUUGUUAAUCUAGACCAUGAAAUGUUCCCCGUAAAAAUGCCGGCCAAUAGACCUUUCCCCUUUUAAGUGAAAUUUUGAUCUAGACUAGCCUGGACAAAUAUUUCAUCACAGCUUGAAAGAGCAUCACAAAAUUAGUAAUAUUCCGAAGUUUUGUUGCGAAAUGUUGUAAAAUGCAGAUAAUAUAGCCUUGCGAAGUUUGCCGUUUUUCAGUCAUUUGGUAUUACAAACGGGAAAUUGAUAAUCAUAUGAUCAAACUGAUUAUCAAUUUCCCGUUUGUAAUACCAAAUGAUCAUGACUGAAAAACGGCAAUUUGAAACUUCGCAAGGCUAUAUUAUCUGCAUUUUACAACAUUUCGCAACGAAACUUCGGAAUAUUACUAAUUUUGUGAUGCUCUUUCAAGCUGUGAUUAACGUUUUGUCUAGACUUGUCUAGAUCAAAAUUUCACUUAAAAGGGGAAAGGUCUAUUCCCAUCAACUCUCAUCCUUGUUUGAACAUAUGACAAAAUAAAACGAAAAUUGUUAAUGGAGGAAAUUUUGUGGGCAGUAGACAUUACUCCUGAACAACAAAUGUUGAGGUGAUAAAAGCGAAUCCGGUAUCGUGUAACUGGGCAUCAACCGACUCUCUUCCAUAGUCCAUAGACGAUCGACGAAUGUUUUUCCGCUAACAUAUUACAUUCAAUCAAGAACUAAUAUAUUAGGGGAUUACAUUCACUUACACCAUUGUUUAAUUCAAAAAGCGACUCAGUACUUUUAGUGUGGCGGAUAUGUGCAUGGAUGUUUCCGAAGAGGGUUAAAAGCACCAAAUUGUGCACAGUAGCAUCUUUUUAUAGUAGAACAACAUGCAAAAGUGGGGCCAUCGUGAAACUGUUUUUUAGAGAGUUACGAUGCUAUUAGCAUUAUUCGCUAUUAAAUUUUACUACAACAAAAAAUAUGAAAUUUUGAAUUCAAUCGCGACAAAUAUAACUUGCAUCAUCAGAAAGCUUGUAAAAAACUACAUAAAAGACUUUUAAACAGUUUUUUUAUUCUUCAAAUGGUUAUUGCUGUAAAUUAGGCACAUUAUCUCGCUAAAAGUCCCUAAUUAAUUAUUCGAUGUUUGAAAAUGCAUUUUUAACAGUUUAUAAUUCGAAAACUAUUUCAGAAAUCAAAAAACUGCCUAAACGUCUUAUAUGCAGUUUUUUAUAAGCUUUCUGAUGAUGCAAGUCAUAUUUGUUGUAAUUGAAUACAAAAUUUCACAUUUUUUGGCUAUAAUAGAAUUCAAUAGAAGAAAAUCACUAAUCACCCGUUUUCAGGAGUUAGCAGCAAAAUAUCUAUUAAGCAAAUAAAACUACAUCAAUUGUAAAAGUUUGAUGCUUUUAACCUCAACAGGAACUACUGAUCAAUAAUUUUACACAUAUCCGCCUCACUAUUUUGUGUGCGAGUUCACUCAUUUGCAUCCGUCAGAAACACAAAAUCGCCGACAAAAUUGCUUGUGUGAACCAGGCUUUAAGAAAUUACAGAUUCUUAUUUGUCAUUUCUCAGAUAAUCCAGGUAGUUACGGGGCAGAUUUUCAAUCAGAGAGGCUUGGUACUCACAGUGUAUUGAUCACACUUGAUGGACUUCCAGUCCCAGGAUCUCCAAUUGAAGUUGUGCUUGGUAGGCCUGCGUUAUCACCGGUCAACGGUUCUCCACCAGCGACGUCAACACGUAGUGUAAGAAGUAAUCCAAGGAAGCCUGGGGAACUUUGGGAUGUUCAUGGCAUUGCUAUUGGCAAAGAUGGAAACAUAGUGGUCACUGAUUCGAAAUGUCACCGAAUUCAGGUAAUUUAUACGGAUAAUCUAUUUUCUAAGAAUAAUCUCUGAAUUCUACGAUUGUUAUAUGUCUAUUACCUAUUUGUUAUAUGUUGCUAAUAAUCAUUCUUUUUUCAAAAUCAUGUAGACCUUUAUAAUUUAAAUAUGGCCAGGGUCAAACGUCGAACUUUUCAUGCGCCGAACCUAAUGCAAAUGAAGUGAAACAAAGAACUUGGCUCAUUGAUAUUAGGUUCGGCGCAUGAAAAGUUCGACGUUUGCCCUGGCCUAAUAUACCUUUAAAAUACUGACAAUUGAUGAAUUUUAAGCGGUUACAUUGUCCAUGACAAACUGCAAAGAAUGAAGAUCAAAGUCCAGGAGGAAUGGCAUUUCAUAGACUCUAAAUUUAAAAAUUUCCCCUAUAGUCUUGGACCUUCGGCCCUCGUUUUCAGCCCCCCUCCUCCCCCCAUCAAAACGUGCUUUCUUUUGCAGUGUGUUUAUUGACAUUGUUGACUUUCACAUCUGAGAGUUUCAUACACAUGAACAAAUGUUUCGUUGUCUAAAAACUGGCACGACUAGCUUUGGAACAAGGCUCCUUGGUAAGGAAACAUUGCCAAUUUUUUUGCCGUAAACAUGACAAAAUUACCCGUGUCUACGGUCAAAGUUUUUUUUGUCUUGGCAAGUUUCUUUUUAUAUACUUCAAUCAUGGAAAUUAAUUCGUAAACUUUUCAAACAAUUCCCAAUCCCCCCUCCCCGUUUACAAUGGUUUGUGGUCCAAUAACCAUGGUUUGAACCAACAUUGUGGUAGGGGGAGGGGGGGGGGGGGGUUACUAUUUCUAGCGAUCAUGGACGUUUAUAUUAACUAAAAAUAAAAUGGCUUUACAAGAUAGUAAGACAAGAUGCGUUUUAAAAAGGUCUACGGGGAUAUUAUUUCCAUGAUUGUUGCUUAUGCGUACGAAGAAAUAAAAAUUUUCUCCAUAGACUAACUUUUAAGAAAAGAAAUUUCUGGUAUAACUUCAUUGGUUUCGUCAUUUGUAGAUAUUUGACAACGAUUGUAAGUAUCUGCGAAGUAUCAGUUGUCAUGGUGACGAUGAUGAGUUAUUUCAUCCAUAUGACGUCACACUUGACGAGGACGACAACAUUAUCACACUGGAUCGCGAUAAGACAACAAUCAUGGUGACGUCACCACUGAAUUUGGCAGCGUGGGGUCUGGCGACGGGCAAUUUAUUAACCCAUCCUAUUUGA